CAUAUUGUCUAAUCUUUGUUAUGGCGAAAUCUACAAGGAUGGCCCAAUCUUCAAUUUCCUGUCAACUUUGCAAUAAUGAUGUUGUUAUUAAAUGGAAAUGUACCGAUUGCGAAUUAUUGUUGUGUGAUAACUGUAAAAUAAACAUUCAUCCUCGAUUCAAGUCGUCAGAGAAACAUAGAGUCGUGUCCACCGGAGACAUUGGUUAUGAUAUAGCAGAUCACCUUAAAGCCCUUCACAUUUCAGAGGUAAUAUCCUCUGUAUUUAACAGAUACCAAACAGAAUUGCCAUGCAUACAUGAAAUUAUUUGCAGUGAUGAUGAUGUUGUUUUUAUGUUAUCUGCCAUUGAUACUCAAAAUUGCCAUUUAAUUAAGGCAAAAUUACGAAAGGACUCCAUAAAAGUAUUACAACAAUUCGAUAUUGAGUGCCAGGACUUUGCAGUGAAUCGACAGAGUGAAAUAGUUUUUGCACCAUCCCCAAGAUCAGAGUUACAAGCUGCAUCAUCAACUGAUGAUAUCAGAACAAUGCUAAAGGCUUCUCCAAUGAUGAUUCUAGCAAUUCAUAUAAACAAACACGGUGAACUUCUACUUGGUCUAAGAGAACAGGGGAAUAAAUAUCCGGUGACGGAUUUUUGCACAAGACAAGUAGUUAUUCUUAAUACCAAUUACCAACGUAAAGCAACGUUUGAGUAUGAUGACUUAGGAAAAAAGUUGUUCCAUUAUGCGUAUCGUAUUGAAAGUGAUUCAGAUAAUAACAUUUAUGUAGUAGAUUGGAUUAACGACAAGUCUCAUGGACGAAUAGUUGGUUUGGAUAUGAAUGGAAGAAAAAAGUUUAUAUACCAGGGCUAUAACAUUAUCAAUACACCUAACCACGCUCAGUUUACACCUAGGGGCAUGGCUUUGACAUCGAAAAAUGUUUUAUUUAUCUCAGAUGUGCAAAACCACGCUAUACAUGCCUUAAAUCAAAAAGGGGAAAUUUGUGGACUACAAAGAACAGAAAACCUUGGAAUACGUUUUCCAUAUAGUUUAUCGUUUGAUUCUGAGGGUUUCUUAUUGAUUGGGUGCACUAGAGGCAUAAAACAAACCACACAAGAAGCAAACAUACAUGCUGUAAAAAUAUCGAUAUAGAAUUAACAGUUCAUCCUGAUUUACACUUUUAUAUUUUCGAGUUGAUUUACUUAAAAGCAAUACAAGCAUGAAAUAAUGAUAAUAAAAUGCUGUAUGGGU
Molecule: messenger RNA, 1223 nt
Organism: Mytilus californianus (California mussel)
Lineage: Eukaryota; Metazoa; Mollusca; Bivalvia; Mytilida; Mytilidae
Exons: 1
Coding region: 21-1124 (367 amino acids)
Molecular function (GO): zinc ion binding
Source: RefSeq, a predicted model, not a curated record